AUGGUUGGCUUGUAUUUAUCCACCGUCUCAAUUUUGCCCUCUAUCUUUACAAUCCCUUUAUCGAUACCUCCAUACCCUUCCCCUCCCUCCAAUCGAAACGCUCCCUCCGGUGAGACAGAGUUCGAGUUCAUGCUAUGGAAAGAGAGAUCACCCAGAUCGUGUCAUUUCCUGGGUGAGACUAUCUUCAAGAAGGUUGUUAUGUCCUCAGCCCCAACCCCAUUUGCUUCCGAUCACUAUCAGAAUGCUGCUGAUCAAGAAGACCCUCACUGCACAGUUAUGGCAAUCCUAGACACUGAGCACCCAAAACGACUUGCCUUCUGCAGGAUUGGGGACACUUCAUGGAAUGCAUUAGAUUCACCCGUAUGGGGCUCCUAUGAUGAUCUCUUGUAUUUCAGCAAGAACAAACUUUUUUAUGCUGUGAGCAGGAGUGGUGAUGUAGAAUCCUGGAAUCUCAGCGACCCUUCUUCUCCAAAGAGAUCUCUUGAAAUUUCAAUUUCUACUGAUCCUCCAAUAUUGCAACCGACAAUGAAUAACCACCAACAGAGUGUGAGAUCUUACCCUUAUACUAAUCCUUCAAAGUAUUUGGUGGAAUCUUCAGGGGCAUUGCUGAUGGUUCUGAGGUACCGACGUUUUCACCCCAAUCAUGAUGAAAGCAUUUGA
Molecule: messenger RNA, 660 nt
Organism: Cornus florida
Lineage: Eukaryota; Viridiplantae; Streptophyta; Magnoliopsida; Cornales; Cornaceae
Exons: 1
Coding region: 1-660 (219 amino acids)
Source: RefSeq, a predicted model, not a curated record